Molecule: messenger RNA, 939 nt
Organism: Apiotrichum porosum
Lineage: Eukaryota; Fungi; Basidiomycota; Tremellomycetes; Trichosporonales; Trichosporonaceae
Exons: 6
Coding region: 1-939 (312 amino acids)
Biological process (GO): CAAX-box protein processing
Cellular component (GO): endoplasmic reticulum membrane
Molecular function (GO): metalloendopeptidase activity
Source: RefSeq, a predicted model, not a curated record
AUGAGCGUCAUCAGCCCCAUCCUGGCGCUCCCCGCGCCUCUGGCAACGGGUAUCUCCCCCCAGUUGGCCCAGACGCUGGCGUUUGGGGUGACGGGAGCCUACGUUGGUGGCCUAUAUGUCGCGCAGCACUUCUUUGGCACCAAGACCGCCGCGCCCAACGAGCCGGCCUACCCUCCACCAGGACACCGUAACCACCCAGCGACGAUGCGCCUGCGCAUGAAGGCGGUCAUUAGUACGACGCGCCUGUGUAUGGCUGGUGUAUUCUGGACCGUUAAGAGGACUGGCAACUUGGAGUUUAAAGGCGCCCUCAAGGCUACAAUCCGCCUUUUGGGUCUUAGCACAGCAGCGAUCCGCAACCCUCUGGCCUACCUCCUCGCACCUUUGCUCUUUAUCGGACCCCUGUACUCCUCAUUCCUCGACGGAACACUGCCCGGCCAGCAUAAUGCCGAACCGCUCGAGUUUGGUCUGACUGAGCAGCGCAACUAUGUCAUUGGCCCGUUGACCGAGGAGCUCUCAUUCCGCUCCUGCAUCAUCGCCGUUUCGCUUCUUGGCCACCUGUCCCCCAAGUGGAUCGUCUUUGGGACGCCCCUGUGGUUCGGCCUUGGUGAGUCUUUCUCAUGUGUCCAGCUAGCUAACGACCAGCCCACGUUCACCAUGCUGUUGAGGUGUUCCGUCAGCUUGGCAGCACCCGCCGCGCCGCCAUCUCAGCAACUGCCAGUGCCGCUGGGCUACACCAGCCUCUUUGGCUGGUACGCAUCAUAUCUCUACCUCCGUACUGGCUCCGUUGUUCCGUCCAUGGCUGCCCACAUCUUCUGCAACUACAUGGGCCUGCCCGACAUCGCAGGUGCCAUAGAACGCAACCCCAAGCGCAAGCUCUCGAUCGCCAUUGCCUAUCUCGCGGGAAUCGCUGGCUUUGUGUAUGGCCUCAAGAGGCUCUAA